AUGGUAGACACCAAUGGAGCUACAGCUGGAAAUCGUCGUCCAAAUGCGGGAAGCGGAGGAAAUGGCGGCGCUUCGCAGGCCAAACCGAGACAUGCUGCUGUUGCCAAGCCCAUCUCCAAUUCAAAGUUGGUUAAGCCUCUGUGUCACUCGUGGCCUGCUCUGCACCUUCUCCAUAUACAGGUGGCGCCCAAAGGACAAGUGGCCGCUCUCGGCGUUCGUGAAGGCUGGCGGUUGACGAACAUCGGCAAAAAUGAUUUUACGGUAACGGCGACGUCAACACCAAAGCACAUUCUCGAAGCCCUCGCUGCUGCCCGCAAGAGGGGCACCACGUACACGCUUGGGUUUUCGACAGGGGGUGCAGAUGAGGCACCGAACGGAGCAGUACGUGCCGAGGAACAAUCAAUUGUAGAGGCUUGUGACGGCAGUAGGGUGGACAAUGCGGUCAGCGAGACAGCCGGUGGUGAGGCGGCUACGGCUGGGCCGGCGUCAGGGGGUGAAACAGGAAAUAGUGACCAGGUGUGCGUGGAGGGCAAGGAACUAGAACAAGACCGGAAAAAGGGUGCCUCUGCCGGCGUGGAGAUAGGCGAAAAUGGUGAGACGAAGGAGACCGAAGGAAAAGGUGAAGGACAGGUCUUCGGCGGGAAAGAUGUUCCAUCCUGCAAGGCCGAGACGGGAAGAGGCGAUGGAGAGGUGACGCUCAUGUACGAGAUGUACGACGAAAAGUUUCCCAUUAAGGAUGGUUCCAUUAGUGCCGCCGAAAUUGACGAGACCUACUGCCUGAGCUUCGUGAUGCCGAACUGCACACUUCACCUUGGGCCGUUGGGCCCGGCGGACCGAUAUGCUCGAGAAAAUGAAGGGGAGCUUGUGCCCUACCUUGAAGAGAAUCCUUCAGGAACAUUUCACGGGCUGGAGGACGGGGAGGUUUAUUGGGUGUACGUUUCAAGGGAUGACGAGGAGGAGAAGCAAGACAGAGAGAGGAUGAAACAGGUGGUGCAAGGCAUGAAGCAAGACUUACCAGAAGACGGUGAAUUCGUCAACCGGAAAGACGACGGGCGGAACGGUCUCGAGAGUUGCAGUUGCGUGUAUGGUAACCCUUGCGUUGACGAAUAUGGCUGCAAGGACUGGCAUUCACGCUAUGCAGUGGCAAAGGCGAAUGGAUGGAAGGGCUUCUAG
Messenger RNA from Ectocarpus siliculosus, 1173 nucleotides. The record is from the annotation of a GenBank genome assembly. NCBI's taxonomy places the organism in Eukaryota, Phaeophyceae, Ectocarpales, Ectocarpaceae.